Molecule: messenger RNA, 1886 nt
Organism: Chrysoperla carnea
Lineage: Eukaryota; Metazoa; Arthropoda; Insecta; Neuroptera; Chrysopidae
Gene: Ppa
Product: F-box/LRR-repeat protein 14
Exons: 1
Coding region: 345-1772 (475 amino acids)
Biological process (GO): SCF-dependent proteasomal ubiquitin-dependent protein catabolic process
Cellular component (GO): SCF ubiquitin ligase complex
Molecular function (GO): protein binding
Source: RefSeq, a predicted model, not a curated record
UGUAGAUGUGCUGUAGUUCUUACAGUGAGUGGAACAAACCAUACAACUUCGUAAAUAAAAAUAUUGUCGUGUCUCUCGUUCAUCGACACACAGCAAGAACAUACCUAAGUGUAGUUAACUACGUCAGAAACAAGUUUUUAAACAAAGUUUGUUAGUUCGUAACACAAAUUUAAUAAAAAACUUGAUGUGUUUUUAGUUUAAGUUGUGUUGUUCUUUUUAAUAAAAAUUACGUGGUCAACGCGUUAUGACGAAAUAAAUAAAUAAUUCUUUUGUGUGUGAAAUAAAAAUAUGUUGAGUUUAGAUAAAAUAAAUUUAUUAAAAACCUAAACAAAAAAAUUAGAAUCAUGUUAAACAUGGAAGAUGUAAGCCAAGUGCUGUUCACUGAGCUUCCAACACCAAUUGUGGCCACAACUUUAUUACGGCAUCAUGGUCAUCAUCCAUAUCAGCCGUAUCAUCCAUUACAUCAGCCACAAUUAUUGACCCCACACCAGCCUCAAAUCACCGCUUAUCAACAGCUUCAACGACUUCAGCGAGAAUUAACACCUCCAAGUCCACAACAGUCAUCCCAACAUCAUCAGCAAUUUUCCAAUCAAACCCAUAUAUCUAGUCUAUAUCCAGAAAUAUUAGCAAUGAUAUUUAGUUAUUUAGAAGUGCGUGAUAAAGGACGAGCAGCUCAAGUUUGUACCACAUGGCGUGAUGCCGCUUAUCAUAAAUCUGUAUGGCGAGGUGUUGAAGCAAAAUUACAUUUACGACGUGCAAAUCCAAGUUUAUUUGCUAGUUUAGUACGACGAGGUAUACGUAAAGUACAAGUGUUAUCCUUACGACGGACGCUACGUGAUGUCAUCCAAGGCAUUCCAAAUAUUGAAUCACUAAAUUUAAGUGGAUGUUAUAAUGUGACAGACAUUGGUUUGUCACAUGCUUUUGUUGCUGAAGUACCGUCGCUAACACAUCUAAACCUUUCACUAUGUAAACAAGUCACAGAUACAUCUUUAGGACGAAUAGCACAGUAUUUAAAAAAUCUAGAAGUGCUCGAAUUAGGUGGAUGUUGUAAUGUAACAAAUACAGGACUUUUAUUAAUAGCAUGGGGCUUAAAAAAUUUAAAACGUUUAAAUUUACGCUCAUGUUGGCAUGUUAGUGAUCAAGGUAUCAGUCAUUUAGCUGGUUUAAAUCGUGAAACAGCAUUAGGUAAUUUAAGUUUAGAAUAUUUAGGUUUACAAGAUUGUCAACGAUUAUCGGAUGAAGCGUUACGACAUGUAUCAACCGGUUUAACUGAAUUAAAAAGUAUAAAUUUAAGUUUUUGUGUGAGUAUAACGGAUAGUGGCUUAAAACAUUUAGCGAAAAUGUCUGCAUUACGUGAAUUAAAUUUACGUUCAUGUGAUAAUAUAUCUGAUAUUGGUAUGGCGUAUCUAGCGGAAGGUGGUUCAAGAGUUUCACAUUUGGAUGUGAGUUUUUGUGAUAAAAUUGGUGAUCAAGCGCUGGUUCAUAUAUCACAAGGAUUAUUUAAUUUACGUGCACUCUCGUUAAGUGCAUGCCAAAUAUCCGAUGAUGGUAUUGAACGCAUUGCAAAGACUUUACAUGAUUUAGAAGUGUUAAAUAUUGGACAAUGUUCACGUAUUAGUGAUAAAGGCUUAAAUACGGUGGCUGAAGCAUUAACCCGAUUAAAAUGUAUCGAUUUAUAUGGGUGUACACGUAUCACAACAGCGGGUAUUGAACGUAUUAUGAAAUUACCACAACUAAGUACAUUGAAUUUAGGAUUAUGGCAUGUGAGGUGAUCUUAAAAUGCAAACUAUUUUUAAACAAAUUUUUUUUAUUAAAAUAAAAUAUUGUUGAUCCAUCAUCUGUUAUGUGUGAUUUUGUGCUUUUUUAAUAAUUUUCGAAUGUAUUAA